Branchiostoma belcheri (Belcher's lancelet) is the source of this 1006-nucleotide messenger RNA. RefSeq lists its product as uncharacterized. Bases 11 to 1006 code for a protein of 331 amino acids. The record is from RefSeq and is a predicted model, not a curated record. The transcript is spliced from 2 exons. NCBI's taxonomy places the organism in Eukaryota, Metazoa, Chordata, Leptocardii, Amphioxiformes, Branchiostomatidae.
GGACACUACGAUGACGAUGGAGGAAGACAAAGACCAGCCGCCCAGACACAAGCCUCUGGGCAUCCUGCUGAUCUUCUUCGCCUGGUUAACCUACGUCAUCAGGCUGGUGUUCGGCUGGCUCAACCUCUCGAGCGCGAUUCCUGGUCUGUUCGCCUUCCGGACCGGCGGCGGCAACAUGACGUUCCAGUUCCCGAACGAGAUCGUCCCCGCUCCCUGGGUCUUCAUCGGUGUCUGGCAGAUCAUCUACGCCUGGGGCAUCCUCUGGCUCAUCUACGUCACAAUCUGCAUCUGCCGCAAAAACUCCCGCGGAUAUUUCUACGUCACUCCCGAACUCUUCCCGACCUCCUUCUACGUCGCCUGGUGCCUCAACAACAUCCUCAUCAUCUUCUGGAUAUUCCUGGAUGAUGCGAAGGAACGUAUAGGGGCCUGCAUGCUUCUCGCUCUCAUCGCUCUCACCCUCUACUACCAACUGUAUGUCUCGUAUUGUAGAAUGGACCAGAACGGACUAUGGUUGACAGAAAACGCGCCCGUCGACCUGUGGCUCAUUCGCGCUCUGGUUCACAACGGGCUGGCCAUCUACGCUACCUGGGUCACCAUCGCUACUCUCCUGAGCUUCGGCGCGAUCCUUACCUACGACAGCGGCUACGACAAUGAAGAUACAUCCACUGGCAUGUUAACCUUACUGUCAAUCGUCAUUCUUGUGUGGUUCGUCCUGGAGAAUUUCACGGCGUUGGAGCGGUUCUGCCGCUACACGCUGGUGCCGUACGUGGUGGUGGUGGUCGCGCUGGCCGGGCUCGUCGACAAGUACAUCACGUUCACCGGCAGCCUGGAGCCGAGGAACGCCGUCUUCGCCUGCGUGUUGCUAGGCGUGGCCUCCUUGGUGCUAGUGGCACGCUUCUCAUUGGUCAUCUGGCGUCACGUGACGCAGCCCCUGUACGUCAACACUAUGAAGACGAUGUCCGUAAAGAAGUCCCAAGUUAACGGCGGGUUCUCUACAGAGCUUUAA